AUGGUCAACUCGACACGACUGGGUAGAGCGAGAGUGGAAAACAUCAUAAAGAUGACACCAGGACCAACGCGUUAUGCAGCAUCUCGUGUGGAUGACAUCAAGUCCAGCUUCCAACUCUUUUUACCAGAGUCCAUUGAGGGAAUUAUACUUGAGAUGACAAAUCUGGAGGGGAAGCGUGUGUUUGGGGACACCUGGAGAGAAAUCGACCUGGUAGACCUCCAAGCCUACAUAGGUCUGUUGAUUUUAGCUGGAGUGUAUCGCUCAAAUGAUGAGGCUACAAAAAGUCUGUGGGAUGAAGAGUCUGGCAGGCCUAUAUUCCGGGCAACCAUGUCCUUACAACAGUUUCAUGUCAUUUCAAGAAUUAUUCGAUUUGACAACAGAGAUACACGAUCCAUCCGCUGGCGAAAUGACAAACUGGCUGCUAUUAGGAAUAUUUGGGACAAGUGGGUGGAGCGCCUACCACUUAUGUACAAUCCAGGCCCUGAGGUGACAGUUGAUGAGCGCCUGGUUACUUUCAGAGGUCGCUCUUCCUUCAAGGUGUACAUUCCAAGUAAACCAGGAAAAUAUGGCAUAAAGAUCUGGGCAGCAUGUGACGCCAAAAGCAGCUAUGCCUGGAAUAUGCAGGUAUACAUGGGGAAACCUAGUACUGGAAGGGCUGAAAAAAACCAGGGCAUGCGUGUUGUGCUGGACAUGACAACCGGUCUCCAAGGGCAUAAUAUUACAUGUGACAACUUCUUCACAUCACAUGCUCUUGGUCAGGAGCUACUGAAAAGAAAGCUCACCAUGGUAGGGACAGUGAGGAAGAACAAGCCUGAACUUCCCCCUGCGCUGGUAUCGACCAGAGGAAGACAGGCACUCUCAUCACAAUUUGCAUUCACGGACACUCACACUCUUGUGUCAUACGUUCCCAAGAAGAAUAAAAUUGUCAUCCUGAUGAGCACAGUACACAAAGACGCCGCUGUCAGCACCACAGAGGACAGGAAGCCCCUGAUGAUCCAGGACUACAACAAGAAUAAGGUAGGCGUUGACUGCCUUGAUAAGCUUACUGGUACAUACACCUGUAAGCGGAUGACGGCUCGCUGGCCGGUGGCACUGUUCCACAACAUCCUGGAUGUAUCAGCUUUCAACGCGUAUGUGGUGUGGACAGCAAUCGACCCAACCUGGAAUCAGGGGAAAAGUUUCAAGAGGAGACUUUUCCUCGCAGACCUGGGGAAAGCUUUGGUGACUCCUCUUAUACAGCGACGGCAGCACAUUCCCCGCACACCAGCCUCUGCCAGUCUGGUUAGGAGCAUGCGCACUCCAGCCCCAGCCGCUGCCCUGGCUGCUCUCCCCCAACAAGGACAUUGCCAGAAAAGGAAGCGUUGUGGCCUCUGUGCCCCUAGAGACAUCAAAACGAGCCUGACAUGCUGCAAAUGUAAUGCUUAUGUUUGCAAGGCCCACUCUGACCUGAGUGUCACAUGCCACUCAUGUGCAUGAAUACACACACAAACACACACCCACACACACACACACUCCCACCCUGUUGAGUUUGGUGUUUGGUUUUCCAUUUAUUUUUUGUAUUAUAUGUUCAUUUUGUAGUUCAUUUUCA
This is a messenger RNA of Oryzias melastigma (Indian medaka), 1588 nucleotides long. Its product is annotated as piggyBac transposable element-derived protein 4-like. The record is from RefSeq and is a predicted model, not a curated record. The transcript has 2 exons. The coding region runs from base 1 to 1476 and encodes 491 amino acids. Lineage: Eukaryota; Metazoa; Chordata; Actinopteri; Beloniformes; Adrianichthyidae.